Coprinopsis cinerea okayama7#130 is the source of this 1500-nucleotide messenger RNA. RefSeq lists its product as hypothetical. The coding region runs from base 1 to 1500 and encodes 499 amino acids. NCBI's taxonomy places the organism in Eukaryota, Fungi, Basidiomycota, Agaricomycetes, Agaricales, Psathyrellaceae. The record is from RefSeq and is a predicted model, not a curated record. The transcript is spliced from 4 exons.
AUGAGGCAUUGGAUGCUUGAAGAUAGCGAUUCAAAUUCAGUUUUUUCGUCCAGUGGGGUUCUUCUAUCCCGUGACCUCGAGGACGCCUUCUCUCAAGGCCCUGUCGUCCUCCGCGACGUGCUAACAAACUGGAAAACGAACCAGUACCCACUCGAAUCGAUACCCUCGACUCCACUCGUUGCUUACCUCCUCGACGAUUUCUACACUUCUGAACGACUCUCCAAGGAUGGCUCGCGGGCUCUUGGGGGUAUAGAUAAAAAGGAACUCAAUCUACUGCUACCUAUUGCUCGUGAACUCGGAUUCGUCGUCGCCCUCGCAAACGCGGUCCACCAUAGGAAGGGGUCCUAUCACCUUACGGAGUACGAUCGUGUCGAGAUGAACGCGCUGGGAGAGGAGGAACAGGAGUAUUGGAAGUUGGUUGAAUGCGAGGAUGUCGAAGAGGAGACAUAUGCACUGGGAACGAUAUGGAGUCUCGAUGGGGAAGAGAGAAUAAUUUUGGAGGGAGGGAAGGGCGUUGAGGAGGACAACUUUGCCUUCUUGAGUUUGUUUCGGAAUCGGUACCCUGUUGAAUCGAGGUAUCGGGAGUCGGAUGGGACUCUUGAGCACUGGUAUCACAGUUCUGCACUCAUCGUCUACCGCAAGGAAGACGAAGCAUACGUGAAAUUCCAGCUCGCCGGUGGGAUCGCAUCUCACAUCCGCCUCCUCGACUCUUCCCAACUGUGCUCUCGGCACGAAUCCAAAGAGGUCGCCGCGUACGUCCUGCGGGCUCUAAACGACACUCGGAACUUUACUCCCAGCCCCAUCGACAGCAGUGGCUCCCUGUUGACCACCAGUUCCCCGGAAUUCUCGCAGGUGGACAUUGCAUUAACUUUGUUGGACAAGGCAAUCGAAUGGAGCGAUGAAUCGCUUUGGAAUGGGGUAAUACCGAAGACAGGAUGGAUGUACGCAACUAUUGGAGAGGAUAGACUCGUCCGUGCGCUGGAGGCUUUCGGGUACAUGCCUCUUCGGCAAAGUGUGAAGAACAUCCUGAAAGCAACACCUAAACUCAUCGAUCGGAAGGCUGUUAUCGACCUAGUUUCAGGGUACCUCCCCUUUAACAGUUGUUCCCGCUCGAAACCGAAACCGAAAUCGCCACAUUCGAACUCCAGUUCACCUUCGUUAUCCUCUGAUGCUUCAUUCACUUCGCAAAGUUCGCCUUCGCUCUCUGAUACAUCUCUACUCAGUGAUUCUUCGUUCAUCUCCCUCUCCGACAUGUCCUUCACCUCCUCCUCCUCCUCCUCCAACACUGCCUAUCCUUCUCAUUCCAACUCAAGCCGUGUCCGUCGCGAAGAAGCACGUAAACAAUGGAUAUUGAAAGCCUAUCGAGAGGCGUUAGAGAGCUAUUUUGCGACUUCUAGAAAGGUGGACGAUGAUGUCGAGUGUGCGGUGUGGAUGAUAGUGGAAUUGAUGGGUGGGAAGCGAGGGCAGGCGGGUGUGGAAGGUCCAGGACUUGUAUCCUAG